CCACCACCUUCUGAGGAAGGUUCCAGAGAAGAACCCCACCCCCACUCCAACCAGGUCACAAUGGCUGGAGCUUUGAGGGGCCCAGGCCCCCUGAGCCAGGAGGAGAGGAGGAAGUCCAAGGAAAGAUGGCUGGCAGUCACCCCUACUUCAACCUGCCUGACUUCACCCAGCCAUCGCCGCCCUCCACUCCGCCUAGCCUCCCUUCGCACCAGCGCUGCCGGCCCUCUGAUGCCACCAAGGGCCUGCUUGUGGCCCUGCUGGGUGGGGGCCUGCCCGCUGGCUUCGUGGGCCCCUUCUCCCGUAUGGCUUACCAGGCUUCCCACUUGCCCUCACUGGAGCUGCUCAUCUGCCGAUGCCUCUUUCAUCUCCCCAUUGCCCUGCUACUUAAACUGCGUGGUGACCCACUGUUGGGACCUCCUGAUUUCCGAGGCCGGGCCUGCCUCCACGCCCUGCUCAACGUCCUCAGCAUUGGAUGCGCCUACAGUGCGGUUCAGGUGGUGCCCGCUGGCAACGCUGCCACAGUUCGUAAAGGCUCUUCCACUGUCUGCUCUGCUCUCCUUGCCCUCUGCCUCGAGAGCCAGGGUCUCAGCGGCUAUGACUGGUGUGGACUGUUGGGCAGCACUCUGGGACUAAUCAUCAUUGUAGGACCUGGACUAGGAACACUGCAGGAGGGGACCACAGGCCUCUAUACUGCCCUGGGCUAUGUGCUGGCUUUCCUAGGAGGCCUGGCACUGUCACUGGGGCUUCUGGUCUAUCGUUCUCUGCACUUCCCCUCCUGCCUUCCAACAGUGGCCUUCCUGUUUGGCUUGGUGGGGCUGCUGGGUUCUGUGCCAGGCCUUUUUGUACUGCAGACCCCUGUGCUGCCCAGUGACCCUCUGAGUUGGAGUUGUGUGGGAGCAGUGGGGAUCCUCGCCUUGGUCUCCUUUGUGUGUGUGAGCUAUGCAGUUACCAAGACCCACCCUGCCCUGGUUUGUGCUGUCCUGCACUCUGAGGUGGUGGUGGCCUUGAUGCUGCAGUAUUACGUGCUCUAUGAGACUGUGGCACCUUCUGACAUCAUGGGGGCAGGGGUUGUGUUGGGCAGCAUUGCCAUCAUCACAGCCCAGAACCUCAGCUGUGAGAAGGAAGGGCAGGUGGAGGAGUGAGAGAUCCUGGGGACUGGGGGGGCAGGGGUAAAUAGAAAAGAGAGACUGAAAUACAAACCUGGGCGAAUCAGUGACUGGAAAAGAACUGGUGUGGGAGAGGGAUACCUCUUGGAGUCAUGGGUGACUCGGGGAGUUGGUGGAGGGAGUACACGGAAGACAUGGAAUAAGCCUGGGGACCAAGGGAUGUGGAGUCUAGCUAGGCCAGGUCCUGGGAAUCAGGGCUUAACUAAGGGGUGAAGUCUGAAGAGCAGACCCAAAAGACUGAGACAGGCUAGCCAUGGGCCAUGGGGAGGACUUCCCUCAGCAGGAGAGAGAAGAGCAUUGGGGCUGGCGUUUUCCCGGGAGUUAGGGUGAAGACAGAGCAAGCAGCUGCAUUGGGAGAGGAGAAUGUGCCUCUUCCCCCCCCACCCCUCCCCCUGGGCCACGGUUUUCUUUCCUCCUGGUUGUGCCCCACCUUGAAGUGGUGACGUGACAGUGACAUUGACAUCAAACAAGGAUUACUCUGAAUGUGGCUGCGCAGUGGUGUCAUCUCUGCUUUGGAGGGAGACUGGAAAUCUUACAGUCGCUCUUAUUAGAGAAUCCCUUGGGAUCCCCGCCCCCAUCUUAUUUCUGAAAUAUUCUAGAAGGUGGAGGAUUUCCUAAUGUUCAGAUUCCUUGACAAUCCCCCCCAAUUCCCCCAGGACUUUUGUGUCCCGCCCCAUGGCUAAUCUGCUUUUCCCGGAUUGUUGCGGUCCUGUGGUCUCUCCCAGACAGCGGCCCGUCGCCUUCGGAAGCAGGCCUCGGAGCGGCUCAGGCCGGGAAUACAGGGCUAAGAUUCGGUACAGCGCUCAUUAGAGACCAGGAGAUGCCCACUCAUCUCUGGAGGCCGUUUGAUGAGUAUCAGCUAUUUCCGGACAAGCAAUUGGCCUCGCCAUCUUGAUCUGCUCAUGCAUAUUCAGCGUGAAACUGCAUAUUCAUGACCAAGGAUUGCCCCUGCGCUCCC
Messenger RNA from Nycticebus coucang (slow loris), 2124 nucleotides. RefSeq names its product solute carrier family 35 member G6 (gene SLC35G6). The record is from RefSeq and is a predicted model, not a curated record. The transcript is spliced from 2 exons. Bases 126 to 1142 code for a protein of 338 amino acids. NCBI's taxonomy places the organism in Eukaryota, Metazoa, Chordata, Mammalia, Primates, Lorisidae.